CCCAGAUUCUGACUCCAGCUGACCACCGGCAGUGUCCGGCACUCGCGGCCUGAAAUUUCUUCUGCUUCGCCCAAGCUCCACACGUCUCCGGUGAGGUCACAGCGUCAGUCGGCGCCCACCACCUGCUCGACAGAAUGUAUCGGGGGAAAAACAGCAAGAGAGCGGCGGUGCCUCCGGCGGGAGGCAGCGGAUGCAGCAUAGAAGCCAUGCCGGACGGCAUCCUCGAGCACAUCCUCGGCUUCCUGCCGGCUCCGGAGUCCGUGCGGACAUGCGUGCUUGCUCGGCGCUGGCGCCAUCUCUGGAGGUUCGCCACGGGAAUGCGUGUCGGGUGCGGCGGUGACGACGAUUUCCUGACGCCGGUGAAGGAGCGCCGGGAGUUCAUGGACCGCGUGCUCCUCGGUGGAGAAUCGCCCCUCCACACGUGCGAGUUCAAGCUCGGUGAGUUCCAGCACGAGGACGUGCCCCGGGUCAACCACUGGCUCCGGCAUGCCAUGAUGCGCAAAGUGCGUGUGUUCAGUCUCAAUAUGUCGCCAGAGGAGGCUCCAACUCCAUACCUCGAGCUCGAUGAUCAGCCGCUCGCUUCCCAGCACUUGACAAGGCUAGAUCUCUCUUAUGUACAGGCCCGCAACAGUUUCCUCGACUUCUCAAGCUGCCCGUCGUUGGAGAAUCUAGUGCUGCGAUACUGUGAGUUCUGGUCUGCCACCAAGAUCUCAUCCAAGUCAGUGAAAGAUCUAGCCAUCAUUAGCUGCGAAAUCACAGCAUCCAUAUCGGAGCAUCCCAUUCCCCGCCUCUGAAUUUGUGCCCCAAAUUUGGUUUAUCUUCACAUAGAUGAUAUUGAGGGGAGAACUCCCGUUCUUGACAGCAUGCCAUCAUUAGUGCGGGCAUUUGUCCGAAUGAUUGAUGAUUGUGAGGAUACUUGUGACAAACUACUGGAUAACUCACAGUGUGGUUGUGAGUAUUGCACAACUUCUGGUAAUGGCGGUGAUGAUAACCAUAGUGUGGUUCUAAAAGGUUUAUCAGAAGCUACGGAUUUGGAGUUGAUUUCUUCACCAGAAUUGUUUAUCUUCAAAAUGGAUUUGAGACUGUGCCCUACAUUUAGCAAAUUAAAGACUCUGUUUCUCAAUGAGUGCUGGUGUAUGCCUGAUGACUUCACUCCGUUAGCUUGUAUCCUUGAACACUCACCAGUUCUAGAGGAGCUCACACUUGAGCUAUUUUGUGAGAGUUCUGAGUAUGAAGUGGAAAUGGAAGGAAGAUUUAGUGUGGAGCGACCAACUACAAUUUCAAAACAUCUUAACAUUGUUGAAGUCAAGUGUCAAGAUGUUGAUAAGAGAGUUCUCAAAGUUUUAAAGUUCCUGUGUACCUUUAACAUACGUUUCAGUUUUUAAUCACAGGUGCAAGAAAAUUUGGGCUGCCGUUUGACCUUCUGCUGCCAACCGUUAGGGAAUGCAAGGCCAUACUUCGCUGCGGCAAGGUUGCCAUCUUUUGUAUAUGGGUAACUGGGUAUGCUAUGUCAGUUUUACAUUUACAGUCCCACGAAUGUGUAAACUGGCAUCAUUUUGCAAUCAGUUCACAAUGAUUUGUGCCACACCAUGUGACCCAUUUUGCAAUCAGUUCACGAUUUGUUUGAGCUUAUCAGCCGAA
This is a messenger RNA of Sorghum bicolor (sorghum), 1641 nucleotides long. RefSeq lists its product as uncharacterized. The transcript is spliced from 5 exons. The record is from RefSeq and is a predicted model, not a curated record. The coding region runs from base 864 to 1385 and encodes 173 amino acids. NCBI's taxonomy places the organism in Eukaryota, Viridiplantae, Streptophyta, Magnoliopsida, Poales, Poaceae.